Molecule: messenger RNA, 2087 nt
Organism: Ylistrum balloti
Lineage: Eukaryota; Metazoa; Mollusca; Bivalvia; Pectinida; Pectinidae
Exons: 3
Coding region: 365-907 (180 amino acids)
Cellular component (GO): plasma membrane
Source: RefSeq, a predicted model, not a curated record
CAGAGGAAAGCAGAACUAGAAUUGAGUCUGUGGAAGGAAAACUGGGCAUGUAGUCUCAGACAAUUGCGUAUUGGAUAUUAUCUCAGGCCGACGGACAUAUAUAUCAGCAAUAAGCAGAAGAUGUAAGAAUCCGCUCGUGUUUAUUUCCGCUCGUGUGCUAUAUUUACAUCUGACAGUUCAUUAUCUGCGCGUGGAAUCAAUAACUUCUGAGGGCACCAUUCACAAAAAAACUGAUGGGAGAAAGGAUUUUAACUUUGUGGUUGGUUGGAAAUGUUCACUUGUGUUUGAUACCCUAAACAUAUACCGGAUUGCAGUCCUAUACUAUUCAUUAGUUCGUGUUUUAACUAUUUUUUGAUACAGUACAAUGGCACAUAAAUGGUAUGACCAUUUUACGGUCUGGCUGAAAAUAGGAUUGAUUUUACAAAUUGUGUCCACGAUUGUGUUUAUUGUCGGAUUUUCUACGGAUGUGUGGAUAUUCGCGACAUUCCGGGAAGAUGCGAGACGUGAGUACGGACUGUGGAGGUAUCUGUUCUACACGUACAGCUCACGUUUCGAGGACGUUGGGGCUAUUAGGGCCAACAUAGGCAAUAAUGCUAUUGUAAUUACACGAUCAGACUGGUACCGAGCUACCCAGGCCAUGGAGUGCUUUGGUCUGAUCUGUAUUGUCAUCGCUACCUUCCUUCUUCUGCUUUACUUCUUUGUCGCAUCGUGUAAAAGGAGGAAUGCUCUCGUCGCUACUAUCAUCUUUACGUUUGCUGCUGUGGGAUUCAUCGUCAUCGGCAUCGCCAUUUUUGCAUCCAAGUUCGACAACUAUGGCUACGAAAUAGGCUGGUCCAUGGGCUUGGCCAUCGCCGCGGCCAUAUUGGCUUUUGUGGCGGGCAUCAUGGAGGUUUUAGAAAUUAAGUAAUUUAUCAGUGUUUUACUAUAUCUCUGUAGCCAAAACCAGGAGUUUCCUCCAUCAAAGACAAGUAGAUUUUGGGGUUUUUAUCGCUGUUACUGCCAGGAAAAGGCGUGACCAGGUGCUCUACCAAAAAUUACUUUUGCAAAGUUGGGAGAUAAACUUGUGUAGAUUUGGCUGGACGAGGUCGAUGUACUUGUCAUUCAAACUAUCAUGUGACCAAUACCACUCUAACCGCCUCUAAGUCGUUUUAAUUGUUCUCCAAGUUCUUUUCGAUGUUUUAUAUUUUUCUGUUGGCCUACCUUGAACCUGAAUGGCAAAACAAAUUAACGUUAACGCGAAUAUAGAAAAAUGAGAUAGGAAACCACUCCGUCCACUUACUUUCCAGUAUAAAAAGUAUGAAAAAGUAUACCAUGGCUGCCAUAUCAAACUUUACCUAUGUUUGGAAGUAAUGGGUGUAACCUCGGGGAAUGUACAUAACGUUUGUGGAGUUCUAACACAGGUUUGGAGUUCAUAUAGUUAUACUUUUUAUAUAGAUAUAUAUUUUUCUCUACUCAAAGUUCUUAACUGUACGCAUCCGUGUUGAGGUUACAAGUAGAACGCUUAUCAAGACUAACGGAAAUUGAUAUUUUAACCAAUAUUCCAUUAUCACAAUUAUGUACUCUUCUCCAGACACGGACUUCAAAAUUGCCAAGGUUUGUUAGCGAGCAACAUUGCGUAAUAACUAUUAUGUUGUCUUUUUGAUAUCACACUUGUGCUAUUAUCUUUGAUGUAUUUCGUAGACAAUGUCUUGACAAGGGUUUCAUUUGUGACCUUGACCCUUAAUGUGUUUGGUGACGUAGGCAGCAGAAGUGUAAAUGGUCGUUGUGUUCUUGUUUCUCGGUUUGUAAUUAACUGUUAUUCCCUAAUGUCUUCCGGUCGUGAUUGGUGGGGACCACUUUCCUGUAAAGUGUUGAUACGGCCCAAGGAAGACAACUCUAAUAAACUUGAUGACUCCCCUCGUCAAACCUCAUGUUAUCUUUAUAUAAAAAUAUAUUAUACAUAUUUAAAGUCUGGUUGGUAUUUCGUUAUGAGUGAAUGCAUGGCUCAACUGUUUAAAAUGUAUUAUGCAAAUAUGACAUUUAUUUAGCUAGUUUGCUUUGUGUAAUGUUGUUCUUUCUUACAAUAAACAUUUUAAUAAGAAUGAAAA